Molecule: messenger RNA, 1604 nt
Organism: Diprion similis
Lineage: Eukaryota; Metazoa; Arthropoda; Insecta; Hymenoptera; Diprionidae
Gene: Dsx
Product: protein doublesex
Exons: 4
Coding region: 265-1068 (267 amino acids)
Biological process (GO): regulation of transcription by RNA polymerase II; sex differentiation
Cellular component (GO): nucleus
Molecular function (GO): DNA-binding transcription factor activity, RNA polymerase II-specific; RNA polymerase II cis-regulatory region sequence-specific DNA binding
Source: RefSeq, a predicted model, not a curated record
AAAAAAGAUCGUUAAUCCAUGAGACAGACGAUAUUGACGAUGGUGAGUGAAAGUGAGAAAUCGAUCGAAUUGAACCUGCUUUGUGAUAUAAAAAAUAAGUAAAAGAUAAAAAACGGUGAAAAGCGCGUCCUCGUUAAAAUGGACAGAAUUUAUUAAACGCGCGAAUCUUUGAAUUUCCGUCGCGAUAUAAAUUUAAUUGAGAAAAAAAAAAAAGAAAGGAAAAUUUAAAGGAGGAAGAAAAAGCACAAGAAAAAUCGGGUAAAAAUGGAUCACAACGAGGACAUUUUAUGCGGUCAAAUGGAUUCCAGUGCCUCGUCGUCAAACGCGGCGCUCAGUCCAAGAACGCCACCGAAUUGUGCCCGUUGUAGGAAUCAUAGACUAAAAAUAGCCCUCAAGGGUCACAAGAGAUACUGCAAAUAUCGUAGCUGUAACUGCGAGAAGUGUAGAUUAACCGCGGAACGGCAGCGUGUCAUGGCGCUGCAAACCGCGCUGAGAAGAGCCCAAGCCCAGGACGAAGCCAGGGUCAGAGGGCCUGAAGAACAGGUGGACCCUCGUUCGGUGGUUGUGGACGUCGCCGAUCGUUUGAUAUCGGUGCCUCAACCCGAGAGAUCGAGUUUAGAGGGUAGCUGCGACAGCAGCAGCGGGGGAUCGCCGGUGAGCAAUCACGACAGCAACGGAGGGCACAGCGGAAUCGGCGGACCGGUCGUGACGAUACCACCCUCGCAAAAACUGCCCGCCAUUUACCCCCACGGCCCCCCCGCCUCGUAUUUACCGCAGCGGCGAAACGGUGAGAACGUCGAGGUUCUACUAGAGUACAGUACCAAACUCCUAGAGCGUUUCCGGUAUCCUUGGGAAAUGCUACCCCUAAUGUUCGUUAUAUUGAAAGACGCGAGAGCCGACCUUGAGGAGGCUUCUCGACGCAUAACGGAAGAUGCAACAACACAAGAAUUACUUUCACCAUGCAUGACUAUGAUCUCUUAUACUUGUUUGUUAAUAUUUAUCAGUAGAUACACAGCAUUGGCUGUUAAAAUUAUCUUUCAUAAUCAUCGGAUAGAAUUGUUCGUUUGAAAAAGCAAAAAAAACUUUUUCUCUCCAAAAACGUACAGUUAAUGCAUGCAAAUCAAUAUACCAAAAAAAUCUCUUAACACGUGAAAGCUUGAGAAGAAUGCUAUAUAGAAGAAGAAAAACGCUGUUUUAUAGCGCGUAUAUUUUCCUAUAAAUUCUAUUUCUUGAUAUUUUCAUAUUGUUUUCGUUCACUUGUCAAUAUUGCACAAGAGAUCAUUAAUUAAAAUACCCUGAGAAUCCAACGAUCAAAUCUGAAGUUGAAUGAACGAGUUCACCUUUAAGGAACAUCAAGCAAAAAAGAAAAUAAUUCACCGCAUCAAUUGAAGAGGAAAAAAAAAAACCACAUUUUCGUCACUGAAGAUCUGUUACUGGAUUAACGGAAAAAUUUGAAAUACUCGAAGAUAAUUAAAUUUCAUCACUGAAGAUCUGGAUGUUGAAUAAACUAAUCGAUUAAUUCCACAUUAAGUUAAAUUGCUAAAAACUGAAAAAGAGAAUAACUACAAUUUCAUCACUGAAGAAUAUUAUCACGGACAGUAUUA